Candoia aspera is the source of this 2492-nucleotide messenger RNA. RefSeq names its product FAM161 centrosomal protein A (gene FAM161A). The transcript has 5 exons. Lineage: Eukaryota; Metazoa; Chordata; Lepidosauria; Squamata; Candoiidae. Gene Ontology annotation, cellular component: photoreceptor connecting cilium; cilium; ciliary basal body. The record is from RefSeq and is a predicted model, not a curated record. Bases 68 to 1858 code for a protein of 596 amino acids. Gene Ontology annotation, biological process: cilium organization.
AAAUCCGGGGAGAGAAUACAAUUCCACCACGUAUGCUGAUUGUGAAGAUUGGCUAGAUCUCUCAAACAUGUACCUCUCAAAUCAGGAAUAUUAUUUAAAGCUGGAAGAACUUAAGAAUGCUCACCUGGAAACCAUGGCAAAAUUGGAAAACAUGUAUCAGAAUAAGCUGUUUCUAAAAGAUGUUCAACCUUUAACCAACUCGGAUAUGACUCGUAAUAAGACUUACAGAUCAACAUGGGAAACAAACUCAUUUCAACUUCAGAACAUACAUAGAUCAUUUUCUGAGUCUGAUCUAAAAAGUUCUUUUCAUUCAGAUUUCUCUGAUGUGACUGAUGAAGAACUAGAGUUAGAAGCAAGGGACAGUGAUGUUGGAUCACUAGCGCUGGGCAAAACUGAAAAUGCAUGGGAUGGCUGUUCUUUGGAGGAUUAUUCACUGUGUGCUAAAAGUAUUUUACCCAAAUUAAAUGUUUUGAAGAUAAGCAAGAAAAAGAAAAAAUGGUUCCCAAAGAUCACAGUACCAGAACCUUUCCAGAUGACUAUUAGAGAAGCUAAGAGGAAACAACAAAAUAUCAAAUCCAAGUCAUUGAUGCAACUGGAAAAUAACUUGCUGAAGAAACAAUUAGAGGAGGAAGCAGAGUGUCAAAAGAAAUUUCGAGCCAACCCAGUACCUGCAUAUGUCCUUGUCCCUCUCUAUCAUGAAAUAAUGCAGGAAAAUGAAGAACGUAGAAAGUCGCUUAGAGAAAGGAGGAGAGAGUUUCUUUUAGCUACCCAAAAGCCAUUUCAGUUUAUUGAAAGAGAAGCACAAAAGAAAGAACUGAGGAAAAUGCAAUUUUCCUCACCAGAAAGAACAAAAAUGUUCAAAGCCAAACCAGUUCCUAAAUUUGUUUACACUUCAGAAAUGAGAGAGAAACUAAAGGAAGAAGAACUCUAUAGAGAUAUUAGAAUUCAAGUUAGAUCUGAAGAGCUUCUACGUAAUUCAUCGCUUCCCAACAGCAGAUUAGGAAAUAGAGCUGCCAUUAGGUUCAGGCAGCAAAACUGCUUUGAACAAAGUGAAAAAUCAGAAUGCAAGCCAAAGGCCAAAGUUAAAGUCCCUGAUUUUGAAACAUUACAUAAAAAAUUCCAGAAGCAGCUUCAAAGACAUAAGAAUGUGAAAAGUGUCACAAUCAGUGAGCCUUUCAAUCUCCAUACACCAAAUAUCCCAUCCAACAAAGAGAAAAUUCUUGAUGACAUUGAAAUGGAUGAAGCAACAUUAAGGGAAACACGGUGGCCUUAUGUCUCUACAAGAUGUCACCCUCAAAUGAAGACUUUGAAUGCAAGUUCAUAUCCUUCAGGCUGUGAACACGCUCCAUCUCCAAGAAUUACAGAAUCUACAAGAAGACGAUUAGAAGCCGUAAGGAAACAUGAAAAACAGAGAAUGAAAGAGUAUCUACAAGAACUGGAAGAAAUUGAAGAAAGGGUGGAAAAGAGGCCUCUGUUGUUGGAACAAGCCACACAGAAAAAUGCACGGCUAGCGGCAGGGAAGCAUUAUUCUGACUUGCUUCGAGAGCUGGGGCUGUGUGAAGACUUUAUUUCAAAGAAAGGCCAAACUACUACUGAAGAGUUUUUGCAGGAUCGCUCCAAUAAUAGCUCUGAAAGCUUGACAGCAAAUGUAGAAAGCGAUAAUGAACAUGAAGAAAAAAGAGAAUCUGAAGAAGAUGACCCCCAACUCCAGUCAGCCCAGCAUGGUGGGGAGGAGGAAGAGGAAGAAGAGGAAGAUGCAGUGGCUCAAUCAGAUCAUGUUGUCCAAGAAGCUACUGAACAUGAAAGUGAAAACGAUUACAAAGAUUCAAUAGAAAAAUCCAGUGAUUAUGAGGGCUGAUUAAAAUAUAUUGCCACUACCCUGAGUCUUGGUGCUCACAGUUUAUUUAUUGGACCUAGUAAGAUACAAAACGAAAAAAAAAUCCUGAUUUCCUGUGCUCAUUGUGCUUUAACAUGCUUUUAAUUUGCAAAUAAUCAUUUGGUACAUUUUAAUAAUGGUGCAGCAAGGAUCAGCUAGAAUUUCUCAGUUUUUUAUCUUUUGUUCUAAAAAUGCACGUGUCUACUCACAUAACUGGUGUUUAUCAUCUCACAUCCCAGCUGGAUUCCUUUCUGGCUGUUCUUAGUGUUGUUAUGUCUUGAUCUUGGCCCUUUUUAAACAAUAUACAUUUUGACUCAAAUGAGUAUUGCUCUGUAAUACUUUUUUUUUUUUUAAAGAAACAAAUUGGAAGUUCCUGGAUCUUGUACAACACUGAGUGGAGCAUAGUGGAUAUUCUUGGGUAUCACUCCUGCAAUAAUAACACCAAGCAAUAAUUAAUUAUCCAAAAUAGUAGCAUUAUAAACACCCCUCGUCUGAAGCUCAAAGCUCAAAUCAGCCAUGAACUUGCAGGUAUGCUAUUUCAGCCUCCAUUUUCCUUAUGUGGAGAUUAAUGCUAUUUGCCAACAUGUAAAUGCUGCAUUCCUUUACUCAAAAUGUA